Oreochromis aureus is the source of this 1647-nucleotide messenger RNA. RefSeq names its product cell death-inducing p53 target 1 (gene cdip1). Gene Ontology annotation, molecular function: zinc ion binding. The record is from RefSeq and is a predicted model, not a curated record. Gene Ontology annotation, biological process: intrinsic apoptotic signaling pathway in response to DNA damage by p53 class mediator; tumor necrosis factor-mediated signaling pathway. The coding region runs from base 330 to 950 and encodes 206 amino acids. The transcript is spliced from 6 exons. NCBI's taxonomy places the organism in Eukaryota, Metazoa, Chordata, Actinopteri, Cichliformes, Cichlidae.
AAUUAUGUCGUAUUUUACUUAAACAAAAAGAAACGAGCAGAAUGUGACGUAGAAGUUUUGAGCAGCAGCUCGUGUAACUCCUGAUUAAUGACGUCAGGUGUAAAUCCAUCUCGACGGAUGUUGACUCUUCUCAGGAGGGACGGAGCUGCUAACGUCAAGCAACUUCACGCAGCGGGCUGGCGUCUCAUCUACAACCAGGGUGUGGCAGAUCUCAGGCUUCUCUGGAGGAAUCCUUAAUUUCAGUCACAUCAGGGGGGAAGGUCAACCUGUCGAGUUGUGAGUGGCGCUUACGUGUCCGACCCGUUUGCUAGUUCAGACAUCCGGCCAGUAUGUCCAGCGAUCCUCCCCCUCCGUACCCCGGAGGUCCCAGUGCGCCCCUCAUCCAGGAGAAAAAUGGACAACCUGAAGCGGUAAGGACUGCUCCUCCACAGGGACAACCCCUACCUCCAGACUAUGGUCCACCACCCUAUGAGGCCCCACAGCCAGGCUUCCUACCACCACAUGUCCCUGGGGAAGGGCCCAUGCCAAUGCCCAUGCCUAUGCCUCCACCACCACAAGGUGGCCACUACCCACCACCACCACCUGGUCACUUUCCUCAACCGAUGCCAGGACAGAUGGGCCCAGGUCCUGGCCACUUUGUCCACAUGGGAGGUCACACAGCGACCGUCCUGGCUCCUCCAGGAGCAGCCACCACUGUGACCGUUCUGCAGGGUGAAAUGUUUCAGACUUCACCAGUGCAGACUGUGUGUCCGCACUGUCAGCAGGCUAUCGUCACCCGCAUCUCCCACGACAUCGGCCUCAUGAACACACUCUUCUGCCUCUUCUGCUUCUUUGUAGGCUGUGAUCUCGGCUGCUGCUUGAUUCCCUGUAUGAUUGACGACCUCAAGGAUGUGACACACACCUGCCCUUACUGUAAGGGCUACAUUUAUACAUACAAGCGUAUAUGCUAACCACGGACAGCUGGAUGCCACAGAGACAAGUACAUGCACACACAUAAACCCACAGUGCCCCCUGCUGGUAGUGACAGGCUUCUCCCCUCCGCACCCCUCUACAUUUUUGCAAAGUGUUGUGUAGCCCUCUUAAAUUGUAAGUGAAGUUUUCUCAUUAGUUCACAGCAUAUUUCCUGUAUAUACGGUUCAGCAUACUUCUCUCAUGCAUUUGAAAUGUACAGUUCUCUGACUUAAGCGCAGUAGGUGAAGGCGCCCCACAGAGGCACACAGGUAAAUUUGUGAUGUUUCGCAUGCGGGAAAAAAAAAUGAAAAAAACAAAACACAAAACUGCCUCUGUUAGAGAACGCUGUGAAAAUGUCACUUUAUUUGAAUUCAUCUGUGAAUUUUGCUCUAUAGCAAGUGUAUUCAGACAUGGGUUAAUUUUUAUCUUUGAUUUCAGAUAUUUAAUUCAUUAUUUUAACCCUUGUAUGGUGUUCGGGUCUGUGAGACCCGUUUUCAGUUUUUUUCAAAAGAAAAAUUAAACAAUUAAUAAUUUAUUCAACCUGAAAUUCAUUGGCUUUGGCUCAUUUUCUGUGAAGAACAUAAAUCCAAACAAAUUUUCAAUGACCGCAUACUGUACCUCUCCCCACGCAUUUACAUUACAUACAAGGUGUUCGGGUCAAUUGGACCCAGGUCUAAUAAAAGUAUUGAAAGUGUA